This is a messenger RNA of Anoplopoma fimbria (sablefish), 1068 nucleotides long. RefSeq names its product calcitonin gene-related peptide-receptor component protein (gene crcp). Gene Ontology annotation, cellular component: RNA polymerase III complex. The record is from RefSeq and is a predicted model, not a curated record. Gene Ontology annotation, biological process: transcription initiation at RNA polymerase III promoter. Bases 67 to 510 code for a protein of 147 amino acids. Lineage: Eukaryota; Metazoa; Chordata; Actinopteri; Perciformes; Anoplopomatidae. Gene Ontology annotation, molecular function: nucleotide binding. The transcript has 6 exons.
UUUGACCUGUUUCACAUUUUCUACACGGGCGCUUUUGCAGCGGACCAAAGCGAAGUGUCUGGCGAAAUGGAAGUGAAAAACGCAAAUGCUGCUAUGCUCAGUAACUAUGAGGUGUUCAAACUCCUAACAGACCUGAAGGAACAGAGGAAAGACAGCGGGAAGAACAAACACAGCGCUGGGCAGCAGAACCUUAACACCAUCAUGUAUGAGACACUGAAGUACCUGUCAAAGACGCCCUGCAGCAGGCAGACUCCAGAGAUCGUUAAAGAGUUCCUCACCACCAUGAUGCCUCAAAAACUCACAAAGGCCGAAAAACUACAGUUAUUGAACCACCGGCCACAGACGGCAGUGGAAAUUCAGCUAAUGGUGGAGGAGAGUGAAGAGCGGUUAUCAGAGGAGCAGAUCGAGCAGCUCAUACAGAUGGUUGCAGACGUCCUACCUGGUGACCCAGACCAGGAGAUGGCAGCUCCAGCAGAUGCAGAGGUUGAUGAAGCCGUAGAACAGUCAUGACAAGGUGGCGGGCCAGACACCACCCAUAGGGGGAGAACUGCAGUGGAGGCUAAAAUGAUUACAGACCUGGACUGAUUGCUUUAACCGGCACCAUUUUGCAUCAUAGUUUGAACUGAGCAACAUGCUGACAGAAGGGAUUCACAACGGCUACCAUAUAUUUACCUCAUUACCUUUUGAAAUGCCUCAUUAAAUGAUUCACAUUUAGGUGAAUAAAAUAAUUAAUAGAAGAUGAUUGUUUUUACAAAUCAUACACAAGCUUCUGUAAGUACAGGUUUUUGGACAGUGCGUCGUAGAUGUCUCAUUUUGCAUCUGACUGGUCUAUUUGUAUUUCACAUCAGAUGAUGUUUAUGCAGAGACUGUCUGUUAUUAACCUGAUAUGUUUUUGGUUUCUGACUCAAUGUUAGUCGUCGGUUUCUACCGUGAUGCAUAAAAAAAUAAGGAUUUUAGCCGCUGUAUGAUUUCCCAAGCUGUAAUAUAAGUCAGUCAUGCAAUUAAACUUUGGUACAGCACUAACACAAGGUCAGACAGUAUUAUUAAAGCGGCUAUGUAAUAAAAAAA